AUGGUGGAAGGUGGCAGAGGGCCGUCGUUCCCUGUAGUGUUCUUCGACGGCGAGAGGGAGAUAGAAAUCGGCGACGUCAAAAUCAACCCCACGCUCGAGUACAAGCCGUUCCAGCACAUGCUCAGCCAGAAGAUUGGGAUAUCGCCCAACCAAAUGUCCAUCUACCUCGUCUACAGAGGGAGGAACCAGAGGCCGCCUUUCUCUGAGGACCGGCGCCGGAUCCCGAUCACCGGGAAGGUCAACUUUGGGUUGAUCUGCCGCCAGAAGGACUGCAGUUUCCUCGUCGUCUUGAAGAGAUCGCGCAAGUCAAGGAGCCGCAGGGAAAGAACGAUGAGCGGCGUCGAUUUCCACGGUUUCUUCUCAGACAACGAAUUUUCUCAGCCGCCGCAGAUGCAUCCGGUGCCGGAAAAUCUAGUGCUGCUCCGGAGGAACCAGCCGGCCCCGUUCUAUGACCAGAUUACGCAGUCGCAGCUCUCGGAUUUGAACGACCGGCUGCAUAACCUGAAAAUUCAGAGGGAGAAUUAUCAGAUCGCGAUGGGGAGGGGGAAUUUGGAUUCGCCGGGUUUCAUCGCCGGCCGGGGUCAUGAGAUUAAUCCGAUGCCCAAUCUAAGCGUCAAUUCGAUUGCUGGAAUCGGCGAUUGGAGACCGGUUACUCCCCCGCCGUUUCUGCCGCCGGUGACGAUGGUAAACAAUGGGAACAGAAGGGUUUUCUGCGAGGAGUGCGAGAAAUCAGGGACGAACUGGAACACGACGUCGUUCCAUCCGUGCGUCAAUGAUGCUGUAAUUACUGGGCGCAUCAUCUCGCGUUUAGGGCCGAUUAAUCGGCUCGGCAAGGCCGCUCCGUCAUAUCCAUGGCGGUGA
Striga asiatica is the source of this 861-nucleotide messenger RNA. The record is from the annotation of a GenBank genome assembly. NCBI's taxonomy places the organism in Eukaryota, Viridiplantae, Streptophyta, Magnoliopsida, Lamiales, Orobanchaceae.